CGUUGUCGCCUCGGCCGCCGCCGGCCCGGACUCGCCCAGAGUGCAGGGUGUGUGCCCCGCUGCGCGUGGAGCGCGGAGGCUCCUCCAGCCCCAGCUCCUCGCCCCGGCCCGCGCGCGGGUCCCGGAGGGCGCCGACCCCACCAUGCAGCUGCAGUUCCGGAGCUGGAUGCUGGCCGCGCUCACGCUGCUUGUGGUCUUCCUCAUCUUCGCAGACAUCUCGGAGAUCGAAGAAGAAAUCGGGAAUUCUGGAGGCAGAGGUACAAUCAGAUCAGCUGUGAACAGCUUACAUAGCAAAUCUAAUAGAGCUGAAGUUGUAAUAAAUGGUUCUUCACUGCCAGCUGUUGUUGAUAGAAGUAAUGAAAGCAUUAAGCACAGCAUCCAGCCAGCUUCAUCCAAAUGGAGACACAACCAGACGCUCUCUCUGAGGAUCAGGAAGCAGAUUUUAAAGUUCUUGGAUGCGGAGAAGGAUAUUUCCGUCCUUAAGGGGACCCUGAAGCCCGGAGACAUUAUUCAUUACAUCUUUGAUCGAGACAGCACAAUGAAUGUGUCCCAGAACCUCUAUGAACUCCUCCCCAGAACCUCCCCCCUGAAGAACAAGCAUUUCCAGACUUGUGCCAUUGUGGGCAACUCGGGUGUCUUGCUGAACAGCGGCUGUGGACAGGAGAUUGACACGCACAGCUUUGUCAUAAGGUGCAACCUGGCUCCAGUUCAGGAGUACGCCCGGGACGUGGGCCUCAAGACAGAUCUAGUGACUAUGAACCCGUCAGUCAUCCAGCGGGCCUUUGAGGACCUGGUGAAUGCCACGUGGCGGGAGAAGCUGCUGCAGCGGCUGCACGGCCUCAAUGGGAGCAUCCUGUGGAUACCUGCCUUCAUGGCCCGGGGUGGCAAAGAACGUGUGGAGUGGGUCAACGCUCUCAUCCUGAAGCACCACGUCAACGUACGCACGGCUUACCCUUCCCUGCGCCUGCUGCACGCAGUCCGAGGAUAUUGGCUGACCAACAAAGUCCACAUAAAAAGACCAACUACUGGCCUCUUGAUGUAUACCCUAGCCACACGCUUCUGCAAUCAGAUCUACCUCUAUGGCUUCUGGCCUUUUCCACUGGAUCAGAAUCAGAACCCUGUCAAGUACCACUAUUAUGACAGCCUCAAGUAUGGCUAUACCUCCCAGGCCAGCCCCCACACCAUGCCCUUGGAAUUCAAGGCCCUCAAGAGCCUGCAUGAGCAGGGGGCAUUGAAACUGACUGUUGGCCAGUGUGAUGGGGCUACGUAAGGAUGGCAGCCCAUGGGACUCAUUGGCUCGCUUUCCUGCCAGCUACACCACAGGCAGAUGGGAGUCGGGGUGGCACAAACAAUAGAACAAGCAGGCUAGUGGUUUUCUUUGUUAAAGUGUAAAACAGUGACCAGAAUAUAUAUAUCUAUACCUGCAUAUAUAUAUUGACCUGAGUAUUUAUAACUGUGUGGUGUUCAUCUAGCAUUAGGCAGAUAAGCCACAGGAAGAAGGUGUGGAGAACCCACCUGGACCAGAUGGAGACUCAGUCCAUCUUUGGGGGCAGAAGGACUUGACAUGCAAAGAAGCCAGUCCCAUGACUUUGGAUGACAACCCGGCCUCCCGGGUUGGACGGAUCUCUGGGCUCAUGGAUGAAUGGAGAGCCACCUGUUGUCAGCUUCCCCGAACCUCUGAGUGAUGUGGAUUCUGGGUAGCCCAGACUCAGAAAGGACAGUUUGAACCAGUCUAAAGAGGUACAGUUCAUGGAGGAGAGACUUGGAGAGUUCCGCUGGGCAACGAGGCACAAGGAGACCAAACAUCAGAGGUCACGACAGAGCUGAGGACCUUGUUCAUGAACUUGAAAGUGCAACUUGACUUUCACAUGGGUAGCACCUGCGUCCCAGCCAGGCCUUCACAGCUCUGGAGAGAGGCUGGAGGAAACUCAAUGGACAGCCCCAUAGUCUGACUGGACAAGUGCUGUCCAGAGCUUAGUAGUGUGGAGCAGCAGAUGGUCCUAAGGAGGUAGAGUGCUGUAAAUCAUGGUUUUAGAAACUUGAGACCAUCUAGGGGUUUGUUCCACCUCAGAAAAGGACAAAAGAGUGUCCAAAAAUAUGGUCAUUUUCUUGGGUGUGCUUUGCUGCAACGGAGGCCUACCGAGGAGGAAGUGAUCCUGGGGCGUCAGCUUCCAGGUUAGCCUUCAUCUCAUCCUCUAAGAAUGUCACAUGAGGGAACUCUACUGUCCUAUCUACCACCAGAAAGACACAGUGAAUGCUUGAAAGGGCACCGUUCACAACAUAUACCAUCGCCUUUCUAGGCACCUCACAGAGCCCCAGACCCGGACUCCUGGAAGACUUUGGAGCACCGGGUUCUGGGUCGCUAUAGUGACGCUCUGUUUGCUUUGUGCACCCUGCACUCUGAGGGUCCCCUGUAGCCAGACUGCUCUGUCGGCGUCACCUUCUUGCCACUUCCCCAUCUUGACAGUCAUCCCUGGCCACACCAAGCUCCACACCAUGGAGAUUUUCAGCUCUUCUGGGAAAGGUUCCAAUGUCCACUCUACACACCUGUUGACCCCCACCCCACCCCAACACAAGCAAUGACUGCAGAGUUUUUGCAAAAUCUUUUCUCCCCUCUAUGAAGAUUCACACUUAAGACUUGUUUUUCUUAUAAAAGCCCAAAGCUAAACACAGUUCCGAACACUGGACAUAAUCUCCAAGGGAAAUCUGGGCUCAAUGCCAAUAACGUAGGGGUUGGGCUUACAGGUCACACACAGCAAAGCCUUAUCCAGCUUGAUUUGUUAGACGCAGUCCCUCGCCUGAUAAAUAAUGGUUUUUUUUAACAUAUUUGAAAGAUAAGGAAAAGAAACUAUUAUCUUGAAGGUGAAUAGAGUUAAGAAAAGUAAUCAAAAUCUGCUCCCAAGCAUAUGAGGCCUGACGUAAUUAAUCAACAGCCAUUCAGAACAACAUUUGCUCUCAACUAACAGCUGAUGGAAAAUGAGCAGAGACAAUGGAGGGACACCCUAGAACCAUUAACCCCGUGUACGGUCCUUCCAGCCCCAAGUCAGGAUGAGGAUCGUACAUCUCCAUGUUUCUCUCUUUAUUCUUGUUACAGUAUAAAGCAUGUGGUUUGGGAUUUGCAUCAUAAAAUGAAUAUUUAAAAAAGCAACAGCACUAACAGCCUCCCUGGGAACUGAGUGGUUCAGCCUCCUCGUGAGCAGUGGAAAUAAUUAGUAUCAUAUUUUACAUGUCUCCAGAGCCUUUCAUCUUAAGGAUCUCAAAGGCUCUAGAAGACAUUUAAUUUCUGAAGUUUGCAGUGCCCUGGAGGAAUAGGUAAAGUCACCAGCAGGGCCUUGCAUUAGUAAAGCCCUUGGAUGUCAGCAUAGUCCACAUGGAAUCAUGAAGAAGGCCCAGAAGUCAGGUUCUGGAGGUGACCCUGAACUCCACCCAGCAUCCUCUGUCUCUCUGCAGAGGAGUUAGAGGGCCAGUUGUCGAACUGGACUUAGGCAGGCUGUAACUGUAUUGGAAAAAGUCAGCAACCCCAGGACUACCCAUAUAUGCCCUUUCCCUAACUCAGCAGGCCCUAGGCUAUCUAAAUGAUCUGGGCAUAUAGCAGCAAGAAUCUACAGGCCUUAGCUUUCCCUCUCCCUCUUCUUCUCCAGCCAAACUCACAGUCAGCAGCCAAGUGUCCUUUACUGCCUACUGAGAACUCCCUGGGGCUGGCUUCCAUUGACCUAGGCUGGCUGACCUUGGCUGGCCCCCAGGAGGCACAGCCUGCACUCUUAACCUGAUUGCGGCCACCAUAGUCAACCAUAGCGUCCCAUCAGCCUCAACCGGUCCCCACUACUUUUGGCUAUCAGUCACCUCCUCAGUCCACCCACCUAAGCCUGCCAGACCUCCAUUUACUUUGAGCUCCCAAUGACUCCAACCUUAGCCUCUGCCAUCACAAAAAGAAAAAAGAAAAAACUAGGCAUUUGCCAUGAUACCUUUCCUCAGAAACUCUUGGCCUCUGCCUCCCACUUACCCUCCAUUCUCCCAUUUCUGAGUAAGUAAGGCUCCUCCUCUGGCCAGGGAGUCUUUCCUCUCAUACCUUCCAUUUCUUCUCUGGCCCCCUUGUAUUCACCCUGAUUCCCAUAGCCUCUUCACUGAAUUCCUCCACUACCAGACCUUGGCAGGGUCAUCUGUCCCUGUAGCCACCAAUCCCCUCGACCACACCUUAGCGGCCCCUCCUAGUCCACUCCCGGGACCAGCAUCUCAGUGCCCUCCAUGUGCUAACUCGAAAGGCCUCUCUCAUUGCACAGCUCUACGGUAAACUGUCCUGGGCAAGACACUAUGUUCUUCACAUUUUACCCCUCCUAUCCCAGCCUCCAUGAGCAUUUAUUUAUAUAUUUAUUUAUGUAUUUAUGAGUUAUUUAUUGGCACUCCUGCCUUGAGUUGAAAAGGGAGCCAAGGAAGAUCUGCCCAUAUUCCCCUCUCUUCUCCCUGUACCGCAAAGCAGCCAUUCCUUCCAGUAAGAUCUUCCCCGCAGGCCCCUGCACGGUGCAUCAGCAGUUCUGUGCCUUCCUUCAGACCUAGCCACCACCACCCAAAGAACCCCUCCACUCCCCUUAGCCUCUUAGCGCCACUGGAUGCUCUGGCCUCAGGAUGACAGGCUGCUUGGUAAACAUACUCUAUCUGCUCUGACAUUUUGAGCUCCACACAUCUGAAGCUACGUAGACCAUCCGUCUUCCCUGCACGAUCCUUCGUUUUCCCAUUGGAACACCAGUGAGUCUUUGAACAUCAUCUGGGACCCUACGGUGACCACUGACGCUUCCAUACAUUCCCUCAUUACUCUUCCCAACUAGUUCCCACCGCACCUCUGCUUGACCCUUGGAUUCCCUAGUAGUGGUCUCUCUCCCAGACCUCCCUAAGCAUGCACAAUGGUCUGUACCUCCAGUUCUUCAAAAACCUUGAUAAGAUCCCCUGGCCCACAAAAAAAUGUGCCCAUCUUUAUCCUAACAUUACAGGGCACCCAAUUAGGUCCCUUCAUACCCUGCACUGGCCAAUCCAGAAGAGUGGUCAUUAGUGGAAAAGGUGCCAUGUUUCCCAGCUCUGUGCCUUUGGCCUUACAAUUCUCAUCUUCUGGAUCACUCUUGAGUUUCUUCCAAGGCCCAUGCAGAGACCACAUCCUCCAUGAAGCCCUCCCUGAUCCACCAAUGCUGGGAUCUCUCCCUCCACGGAACCACCACAGCACUUUAUUUGUACCUUUUUCAUGGCACUUACCAUAUUCUGCCUUGUAUUAUAGCUACUUGUGCACUUGUCCUGUGUCUGUUCUUAGACUGUAAGCUUGCCAAGGGCAGGCACCAUUUUAUUCAUCUGUAUCCAUCACAGCACCAGGCAUGGUGCAUAGCACACAAGGGUUGCUCAAUAAAUGUUUGUUGGAUUAAA
This is a messenger RNA of Peromyscus leucopus (white-footed mouse), 5406 nucleotides long. It is a transcript of the gene St8sia2, whose product is annotated as ST8 alpha-N-acetyl-neuraminide alpha-2,8-sialyltransferase 2. Gene Ontology annotation, molecular function: alpha-N-acetylneuraminate alpha-2,8-sialyltransferase activity. Gene Ontology annotation, biological process: oligosaccharide metabolic process; N-glycan processing. The coding region runs from base 143 to 1270 and encodes 375 amino acids. The transcript is spliced from 6 exons. Lineage: Eukaryota; Metazoa; Chordata; Mammalia; Rodentia; Cricetidae. The record is from RefSeq and is a predicted model, not a curated record.